Molecule: messenger RNA, 1558 nt
Organism: Eptesicus fuscus (big brown bat)
Lineage: Eukaryota; Metazoa; Chordata; Mammalia; Chiroptera; Vespertilionidae
Gene: NHERF4
Product: NHERF family PDZ scaffold protein 4
Exons: 10
Coding region: 1-1491 (496 amino acids)
Biological process (GO): protein localization to plasma membrane
Cellular component (GO): apical plasma membrane
Molecular function (GO): protein-membrane adaptor activity; signaling receptor binding
Source: RefSeq, a predicted model, not a curated record
AUGCGCCUCGCCCCUCCCCCUUUCCGCCCAGCAGGUCUCCAGGAGGCGGCUCCCGUCACCCUGAAGUUUGAGUUUAACCCAAAGCUGGGCAUUGAUAAUCCUGUCCUGUCCCUGGCGGAAGACCAUGGCCCCUCUGACGUCUGGCUGUGCCCGGAGCGGCCCCGCUUCUGUCUGCUGAGCCAGGAGGAGGGCGGGAGCUUCGGCUUCCACCUCCGGCAGGAGCUGGGCGGGGCCGGCCACGUGGUGUGCAGGGUGGAGCCCGGCACCGCCGCCCAGCGGCAGGGUCUGCGGGAAGGAGACCGGAUCCUGGCCGUGAACCGCCACGCGGUGGAGCGUGAAGCCUUGGAGGUGGUGGCGCGCCGCAUCCGGGCCAGCGGCCCUCGGGUGCUGCUGGCGGUGGUGGCGGGGCAGGCGCACGACGCGGCCCGAGCCCGGCAGGGCGACGGCGCCCUUCUCUGCCCCACGCUCGGCCCCGGGGUCCGGCCCCGGCUGUGCCACAUCGUGAGAGACGAGGGUGGCUUUGGCUUCAGUGUCACCCACGAACACCAAGGUUCUUUCUGGUUGGUGCUGAGUCCCGGAGGGGCCGCUGAGCGGGCAGGGGUGCCCCCGGGGGCCCGGCUGUUGGAGGUGAACGGGCUCAGCGUGGAGCAGCUCACUCACAGCCAGCUCAGCAGGCGGCUUUGGCAGAGUGGCGAGCAGGUGACGCUGCUGGUGGCAGGGCCGGAGGUGGAGGAGCAGUGUCGCCAGCUGGGAGUGCCCCUGGCCGCACCCCUGGCAGAGGGCUGGGCCCUGCCCUCGGGGCCCCGCUGUCUGCACCUGGAGAAGGGGCCCCAGGGCUUCGGGUUCUUGCUCCGGGAGGAGAAGGGCCUUGGUGGUCGCCUCGGGCAGUUCCUGCGGGAGGUGGACCCGGGGCUGCCGGCCGACAAGGCUGGGAUGCAGGCUGGGGACCGGCUGGUGGCCGUGGCCGGGGAGAGUGUGGAGGGGCUGGGCCACGAGGAGACGGUGUCCAGGAUCCGAGCUCAGGGCUCCCGCGUGGCGCUCACUGUCGUGGACCCCGAGGCGGACCGCUUCUUCAGAAUGGUGCGCCUGUCCCCGCUCCUCUUCCUGGAGAGCGCGGAGGCCCCCGCCUCGCCGCAGAGCACCCGCCCGGCCCCCGGGGCUGAGCCCGAGGGCCCACCUGGGGAAGACACAGCCCUGCCUCCCGCCCCGCGUGGCUCCCGCCAGUGCUGCUUGUACCCCGGGCCCGGCGGCGGCUAUGGCUUCCGCCUCAGCUACGUGGCCAGCGGGCCCCGCCUCUCCAUCGCCCAGGUGACGCCAGGGGGCGCGGCUGCCCGGGCGGGGCUGCAGCCGGGAGACGAGAUCCUGGAGGUGAACGGGCGCCCUGUGGCCGGAGAGCACGGCGUGGCCAGGCUCCACCAGCUGGCCGAGGCCGAGCCCCCUCUGUGCCUGAAGCUGGGGGCCAGGUCUCCGCGGGGCUGGAGCGGGCUGUAGCCUCGGGUCUGCCGGACUGCCCCCUCCUCGGCGGCCAGGCCAGUAGCUUCCCUGCCUUCCCGCUCCA